This is a messenger RNA of Platichthys flesus (European flounder), 1549 nucleotides long. RefSeq names its product Rab9 effector protein with kelch motifs (gene rabepk). NCBI's taxonomy places the organism in Eukaryota, Metazoa, Chordata, Actinopteri, Pleuronectiformes, Pleuronectidae. The record is from RefSeq and is a predicted model, not a curated record. The coding region runs from base 188 to 1228 and encodes 346 amino acids. Gene Ontology annotation, molecular function: protein binding. The transcript is spliced from 8 exons.
CGCAACACUUGCCGUAGCUUUUUUACGUAGAGCUGUGUUGUGGCUGGGAGGCGAGAGGAGUUUGCUGUUUCACGUGUUGUUGUUUCUAACAACCACAGCCUUUAAAUAGAGAUCAGAGCUCACUGAUAUCGGUUUCUGUAAAAUGAUGGAUAAUUAGUCUCUUCGCUUUGAACCCGGAAUCGCAGCUAUGGAGUUUCUCCCAGUGCUUGAGCCACUGGAUAAACCCAAACAAGGCAUGUGGUAUUCUUUAAUACCCAGGGGGGGUGCUCCAGGUGUCGGUGUAGGUCACACCUGCACAUUUAUUUCAUCUGGAGACGGAGGCAGAGGAAGAAUCCUGAUCGUUGGGGGAGCCAACCCCAGUGGAAGUUUCUCAGAUUCACAUUUCAUAAAUCUAGAUAAUCAUGAAUGGGACAUUCCGGAGUGGGAGGGAUUGGAGGCACGAUAUGAACACUGCAGCUUUGUGCCAGAGAGCUGCCCACAGAGCCUGUGGGUGUUCGGGGGGGCACAGUCGAGUGGCAAUCGCAGUUGCAUCCAGAAAUUACAGCUCACAGACAGUGGCGCUCACUGGAAAGACAUUUCAGUAAACGGGACGCCCCCUAGUCCGAGGACAUACCACACCAACUCAGCCUGUCUCGGGGACACAUUGUAUGUCUUCUCUGGAGGUGAAGCAGGAGCUUCCCCUGUGUCCGACCAAAAACUUCAUGUCUUCGAUUCAGUGUCUUUCACCUGGUCCCAACCAGAAACACAAGGCAGACACCCACCAGCCAGACACGGCCACAUUAUUGUAGCAGUUGGUUCGAAGAUCUACUUUCACGGAGGCAUGGCUGGAGAAAAAUUCCACAAUGACAUGUACUCUCUCGACAUAGGGAGUAUGAAGUGGGAGAAAGUGCAGACCAAAGGGGAUAUCCCACCUGGAAUGGCAGCCCACUCGGCAGUGGUGCUGGGAAAGAACAUCUACAUCUUUGGAGGGAUGAAUAAGGAUGGUGCCAGCAACUCCAUGCACAGAUUCAACACAGAAAAAAGUAGAUGGUCCCUAAUGAAGUUCAAAGGAGAUAUGCCACCAAAUCGCUUGGACCACUCCAUGUGUUUGUUGCCCUGGAAGGUGCAUGAAGAAGAGCAGGUCGACCGCCCUGCUGCAUCGGAGACAAUACAUCUGGCCUUUGUAUUUGGAGGGAUGGACACAACAGGUGUCAUACAUAAUGACUGUAUUGUGACUGUUGUGACAUGAUUGUAAUAUUAAUUCACUCAAAUUGUAAUAAAGUGUUUUGACUCCAUUAUUGAGAACCUUACAAAUGGUUAAGAUGUUUCGAAACCUUAUUUACAUAUUAAUAUGAACAUUGUUUAGCAAAUACUGACUAUAGAGUCCUGUGAUAAAGCUGGAUUUUUAUUUAUUUGAGCCAGUCAUCAAUGUUUGUCAGUAUUUAUGCAAAGAAUUGUACCCUAUAAUCAUAAAUGAAUGCAUGAGACAACUUUUUAUAUAUCAAACAUUUAUUUCAAUGUCUUUCCCGAAGUACAAUGACCAGAUUCAAUAAAUAACUUUUUAUAAUUG